This is a messenger RNA of Musca domestica (house fly), 2040 nucleotides long. It is a transcript of the gene Slc25A46a, whose product is annotated as mitochondrial outer membrane protein SLC25A46. The transcript has 9 exons. The record is from RefSeq and is a predicted model, not a curated record. The coding region runs from base 234 to 1733 and encodes 499 amino acids. Gene Ontology annotation, cellular component: mitochondrial outer membrane. Gene Ontology annotation, biological process: mitochondrial fission; mitochondrial membrane fission. NCBI's taxonomy places the organism in Eukaryota, Metazoa, Arthropoda, Insecta, Diptera, Muscidae.
GGCAACGAUUUAAAUGACAAAUUGAAACCUUCUUCUUCGACGGGCGAAUUUCUUUUUGGAACAAAUUGGGUGAAUUGGAUACCAGAUAGAGCUUGACUUUUUGCAAACGGAAUAACCUGGGGACUUGAAUUUUAUUACUUAUUGCGAAGGAAAUUGAUUUGAUAUUGAGCUGGCCCGAAACAAACUGGAAUAUAUAACGUAAUUGUAUUAGCAAAUUCUGUUCACUUCCCCCGAUGGCAGGCAUGGACAAUUAUUCAACAUUAAUGUACGGCAGUAAUAAAAAACCAAUGGAACCCGGUGAAGAUAUGACUGACCAAAGGCCAGAGCGUCCACGUAAUGUCUAUGGUCCAUAUGCGGGAGAUUUUGCUUCAGCAAGCAGCGGUAUGCCAUAUCCAAGACAAUCUCAAAUGCAAUUUCAAUUAAAUGACGACCAAUAUCAAAUUUACAUGGCCAGCAUGAAUUCUGGACCUGACUCGGGACUGAAAAAUGUCAAUUCUGAAAGGGACUUGUCCUUGCCAAUUGAAAAACAUCAUGCCUUGGAAAAUUUCUAUGACAGCCAAGAAGAUGAGUAUCCUGAGCAGCACACUGUAACGAAUUUGUUAAGUUUUGACGAUACGAAAAAAAUAUCAAUACGUAAAUAUUUGGGAAUUGGUGUUCAAUGGGUUAGCUUGGUUACCGAAAACCUGCUCUCACAUCCUUUUAUUGUACUGAGACGGCAGUGUCAAGUAUACAAUGCCUCACAAAGAUACCAUCUGCAUCCUUUUGCAUUAAUGCCUUCCAUAAUACAUUUACACAGACGCCAGGGGGUGACAACCUUAUGGAAAGGCCUGGGAAGUUGCCUAUUGGUACGAGGCAUGUCCCUGGCAAUGGAUGAUGUUAUUUCCAAAGUUACUUCAUGGCCUAAAGAGGUAGAUAGCCGUACUUCCUUAAAACGUUUUGGCCAACAUGUUAUACUGAAAUGCAUUAGCAUUGCUGUUGUAAUGCCUUUCUAUGCAGCCUCAUUGGUGGAGAGUGUCCAAAGUGAUAUAGCUAGUGAAAAGCCUGGUCUCUUCGAUGUCUUUCGUGAGGGUAGUCUGCGUUUGUUGUAUUGGAAAUCACCGCAAAAGGGUCGCAUGCUACCCGUGUGGUGUCUAAUUGGUCCCACAGUGGGCGUUGGCAUAACAAAAUACUUGUUUGGUUUGGUCAUUAAAGGCAUUUCAUCACGCAUCAUGCGUCGACGCAUUCAACAGGCCCAAGAACGUAAGGGAGCUAAAUUUAAAGAUGACUCACUCGAAACACAAAAUGUUGAAAUCUACUCGAAUCUUAUAUCGAUGCUGACAACAGAGGUUAUAUUUUUCCCAUUGGAAACAAUUUUACAUCGCAUUCAGCUGCAGGGUACACGUACCAUCAUUGAUAAUCUCGAUAAUGGCUAUGCCGUGGUACCCAUCCUAACCAACUAUCAGGGAGCCAUCGAUUGCUAUCGCACCACAGUGGCAACGGAGGGCUUUUCUGGACUGUAUAAAGGUUUCGGUGCCAUUGUAUUACAAUUCGCAGCCCACAUUGCUGUCAUCAAACUAACCAAAUGGGUUGUUAAUCAAAUAACGGAAGUUAUAUCCAGUCGUCCUCCACAAAAAGUUGUACAAUAUUAUAAUUUAGAUCGUGGCAUGAAUUCGAAUUCAACAACGAUAUCGCGUAGCCUAAGUUCCGGUAGUGAUAUGGAUGAGAAUAGUGUGGGAAAUCGUUCGAUUGACUAAAUUCGAUAGUGGUUUUAUUAGCAAUGCGAAAAAACUCUUCUGUAUAUUUAAUGGCUAUAUAUUUUAGUUUCUCGCUCAACUGGAAUACGGGCGUGGGAACAUGCAUGUUUUUGUUUUGUUAUUCUCUCUUUUUUUUUUCUAAAUAAGGUAUAAACAAAUCUUGAGUUGUACUGUGAUACUUCCGUUACCACAUGAUUAUUAAAGAACCCCUUCCAAGAACAUGACCCCCAACAUUUUUUUGUAAAUGUUAAUAAUAUAUUUUUUGGCCAAACUGUUGUUAACCCUACUAACAAAAAAAAAAAGAAAA